Messenger RNA from Candida tropicalis MYA-3404, 978 nucleotides. RefSeq names its product Fe(2+) transporter (gene MRS4). Gene Ontology annotation, cellular component: mitochondrial membrane. The transcript has a single exon. The record is from RefSeq and is a predicted model, not a curated record. Gene Ontology annotation, molecular function: ferrous iron transmembrane transporter activity. NCBI's taxonomy places the organism in Eukaryota, Fungi, Ascomycota, Pichiomycetes, Serinales, Debaryomycetaceae. Gene Ontology annotation, biological process: iron import into the mitochondrion. The coding region runs from base 1 to 978 and encodes 325 amino acids.
AUGGAACAUCAGAUACAAUUCUUACCUAAAGAUUCGGUUGAAAUAGACUACGAAGCAUUGCCAGAUGAUGCUUCAUUAGCUGCCCAUUUAUCAGCUGGUGCAUUGGCUGGUAUAAUGGAACAUACAGUAAUGUUCCCCAUUGAUUCCAUCAAAACAAGAAUGCAGAUGAACCUUUCAAGCAAAGAAAUAUCCCGUGGUCUUUUAAAAUCCAUAUCAAAAAUAAGUUCAACUGAAGGGUUUUAUGCCUUAUGGAAAGGUGUGUCCUCAGUUAUAUUAGGUGCUGGUCCUGCUCAUGCCAUCUAUUUCUCCGUUUUUGAAGCAACAAAAACAUUUUUGGUGAAUAGAUUGACAAAUUCCCCUCACCUGAAUAAGAUUGUUACAGACGAAAACCACCCACUCAUUGCGAGUUGUGCUGGUAUCACUGGUACUACAGCAUCAGAUGCAUUGAUGACCCCUUUUGAUAUGUUGAAACAAAGAAUGCAAGCCAGUGCUGCUUACACCAAUUCCAAAUCAAACUCAGUUAAAUUAUUUAAACUAGCUGCUGAUAUCUAUAAGAAAGAAGGAUUAAGUGCUUUCUAUAUCUCAUAUCCAACUACCCUUUUAACAAAUAUCCCAUUUGCCGCAUUAAAUUUUGGAUUUUAUGAAUAUUCAUCAUCAUUAUUGAAUCCUUCUCAUAUAUAUAACCCAUAUUUGCAUUGUGUCAGUGGUGGUGUUGCUGGUGGUAUUGCCGCUGCCUUGACCACUCCAUUUGACUGUAUCAAAACAGUUUUACAAACUAAAGGAAUAUCAAAUAACCAUGAAUUUAGACAUGUUACAGGGUUUAAAAGUGCGGCUGAGGCAUUGUAUAAAUUGGGUGGAAUGUCUGCAUUUUGGAAAGGUUUGAAACCAAGAGUGAUAUUUAACAUUCCAAGUACAGCAAUAUCAUGGACUGCUUAUGAAAUGUGUAAAGAAUUAUUGAUUAGAGGUAAAGGCUUUUAA